AUGAAAAAUCGCACCUGCGCGGAUCGGUUCGAAGGAAUCCGCGUGCAUGGUAUAAAACAAUCACUACUGCUGCUCUCUCAUGUAUCCCGGGGUUGGGUUGCGAAAGCGAGGCUGGAUUUGCAGCGAUUUGGGUGGGGUUCACCUGCACCCCCUCCCUCUCUCCCCUUUUCCCCUGACCCACCUAAGCGUAAUCCCUCACGAGUUAUUGCAAAGCUCUCUCAAAGCGCACUUGGCCGUGAUACAAAUUCACAGAUCCUCCUCAUUCUCCUUCGAAACUGCUUGGGAAUUUCGCGAGGAAUUCUAUCGCCUUGGUCGCUUGCGCCGUUUGUUUUCGUUGUUCUCCUCUGCUCUUUGGGCAUCAAACAUUCAUUGUUCGUGUGCCUCCUCCGUCGUCACUCGGCGAGUUCUCCUUCCACCAGGAUCACGAGCUUCCUCGUAAUUCAUUGGUUGAAAACGCCGACCGCCGCAACCGCAAGCAAUCUACCUACGGCAUCCACCAGCACAACGUGCCCAGCGCCAGCACCAUCACCAGCCCUCGCAACUCCGCUACCACCACCACCACCACUACCUCCUCCACCACCACUACUCCUCACACCGCCACCACCACCCUCUGCCUGUGGUCGCGCGCAUCAGCGAAGCCGGGCGGCAGUCUCACCUGAACCGUCGUGGUGUGCGCACGUCCCUCCCCGGCGCUCUCGUCAGGUCCACACACACACACACUCACUCACUUACAAGCCCCCGCCGCCGCCGCUGGACGCACGCUACGACCGUGGUUGCCCCACUGUGCCCCGCUGCCCCGCCCGUGCCCGCCCGCCCGCCCGUGCCCCGUGCCCCGCUCGUGACCACCCACCGCCCAGCCCAGCCCCAGCCUGCUGCCCACUCCACACUCUGAGACCCUGCCUGGAGCACACCAUCCUCUGGUGCGCCCACGCCUUUAGUCUUCACCACGGACUCUAGUCUGGCCCAUACCCAGGGUC
Messenger RNA from Penaeus vannamei (Pacific white shrimp), 977 nucleotides. The record is from RefSeq and is a predicted model, not a curated record. Lineage: Eukaryota; Metazoa; Arthropoda; Malacostraca; Decapoda; Penaeidae.